AGGUGUGUUGAAGUAGAGACGGAUCUAAAAGUUGCAGGAGACCUGGAGUUGCCCAUGAAAAUAAAGUUUUCCUAUUUUGCGUAACAUCAGCUUACACUAGGACCAUCUGAAGGAGAACGAUCAGGACUCUGAGUGCAGCGAGGACGGAAGCGGUGGUCGAGGCGUCCGCAGCUCUCUGUCGCUGGAAAUCUACGGCCUGCAGCGGGAGGAGCGUGUUUUCUUCUCCAACCAGGAGUACUACAGGAGGCUGGAGGAGCUGAAGAGCGCCCACCUGAGAAACAUGGCCGACCUGGAGAGGAUGUACAUCAGCCAGGGGCAGGACAGACGUGGAGGAAGGGAGGAUGACGACGUUCUGGGGAGAGGGAGAAACAGUGAGGAGAAGCAAAUGUUCCGGAAGGGUAAUGGCACCCUCUUUGGCAGCGGCCCCACCAGGAGGCUGCAGAGAAUUAAUUCCCAGGAGGAGCUGGACUUUCGUGACACAUCCAGCGGCUCCGACCAAUCAGAACUCAGCGGAGAGGAUUUCCUUGGAGAACUGAGCUGGACUUCCAACCAGCAGCAAACCCUUCAGAGAAAAAUGAUGCAUAGUCCCGAACACAUGAUGGCAAAGAAGAGCUUCAGGUUUCAGCCGAAAGCCUCUUGUCCCAAACCACAGGGAAGAUUGUCCCAUCAAACGGGUGGCAGAGCUCAGUCCGGCUCCAAAGUUACCAUCCCCAAACCCUUCCAGAUGAUGCUGAGAGAAGAGGAGAGGAAGAGGCACAGGGUGCGGACACGUUCCGAGGUCGAGCUGGAGAACACACUGCUGAGGCGAGAGCUGGAGGAGCUGAGAGAAUGCCAGAAGAAGUUCAGAGCUUCGCCUGCGCCGGCUCACAUCCACCUGCCUCUCUAUGAAGUCAUCAACCGUCGCCCCAGAGGUGGCUGCAACAACAGCAGCCCUGGAAGGAGCCAGGAGCCUUUCCAAUUCUUGGAAAGGGAGAGGAAAAAGAGGGAAGCCAGGAUAGCUGCAGAGCUGGGAAACUUUGGUCGGAGAGAGGAGAGACAGGGCUUCAAGGCUACGCCGCUGCCAAGCUCUGUGUACCGCAGCAGACGUGCCAAGAGCCCAAGCCGCCACCAACUUCAAACUGUCUUCAUGAUGGAAAGAGAAGCCACAGAGGGCCAGAGUGAUCAGAGCUCCGACCCGGAGCAAGAAUCCCAGCAGUCUGACGGCUCCCUAGACUUCAGCGGGUUGCAGAGAUGUUCAUUAUCCAAGUCGGUGAAGAAGCAGAUAGAGCUGUCCAUUGAGAUGAAGGAGAGGAAGUAGUUCUUCACCAUCCCUUUCAAAGUCCGAGGCAGAAACGUCUGUAAGCCAAGAGAGAAUCCCAGCUUCUUCUCACUAGCAAGUUACUCUUUUAUCGUGUAAAAGAAGUUUGCACUGCAUAGUUGAGCAGUAGCUACGUUGCUCUCUGUACAAACAGUUGGUAGCUCAGGAAGUAUACAUCUUUAUGAAACGGCAAUACACGGUUGAAGUAAUGCUAAUGUUUUAGAGCAUUAUUACUGUAAUCACAUGUGAUUGGCUCUGUGCACAAUAAAUUUGAUUAAUUUUGCAGUC
Molecule: messenger RNA, 1585 nt
Organism: Poecilia latipinna (sailfin molly)
Lineage: Eukaryota; Metazoa; Chordata; Actinopteri; Cyprinodontiformes; Poeciliidae
Exons: 4
Coding region: 281-1297 (338 amino acids)
Biological process (GO): cilium organization
Cellular component (GO): cilium
Source: RefSeq, a predicted model, not a curated record